This is a messenger RNA of Pestalotiopsis fici W106-1, 2157 nucleotides long. RefSeq lists its product as uncharacterized. Lineage: Eukaryota; Fungi; Ascomycota; Sordariomycetes; Amphisphaeriales; Sporocadaceae. The record is from RefSeq and is a predicted model, not a curated record. Gene Ontology annotation, molecular function: oxidoreductase activity. The transcript is spliced from 5 exons. The coding region runs from base 1 to 2157 and encodes 718 amino acids.
AUGGAUGCCGAAUUUGACCGGAAGUUCGAGAGCCUUCGGGAUGCUCACAACAAGGGCGUCAUCGUUGGCUUGCACGAGGUCGCAGGCCUCGCGCCUCGCUUAGACAUUGACGUCUUGAUGGAGAAAAAUCCAAAGGCGUUCAACUUGUUCCUGAUAGCUUUCGAACAGCUGCAGCAGGUCCCUUCAAGAAUUCACGGCUUUCCCAGCCAGGAUUGGUACGAGAUUCCUGGUCGUCAGCGUGAGGCGGGCGAUCCUGGCUACUGCGCCCAUUCGAAGACAACAUUUCCCACAUGGCAUCGGCCAUACCUUGCAAUGUUGGAGCAAGCACUGUUCGUCAAGAUGAUGGAACAUGCAAACAAGUACAACGAGCCCCACAAGACAGAGUAUCGUAAAGCGGUAUAUGACUUCCGGCUUCCGUACUGGGAUUAUCACAGACCUCGAGGCGGUAAGGUUGAGUUCCCGGGUGUCAUCCUCGAUGGCAAGAGGACCAGCUACAAGUACAACUUUUGUGUCCCGUUGAUCUUUACUGCUCCAACGGUCGUGGUGCUUGAUGAGCCAGACAACCUUCCGAGAACUCUUGAACGGAACCCGCUCAACUUCCAUGCCUUCGAUGCAACGGCUGGGCAGCUGAAUGAAGAAAAUGAGUGGAAGAAGAUUUACAGCGAAGAGACUGGUGUGAGUAGAAACCGCACAUCUAGACAUCCCAUGGCCGAAAGUCUAGACAACCCCGACAGGUUGAACUCGGUCGUGAACGAGAUUCGUAUGGAUUCUGCAAGACUUGCGGUCAGGCUCGUUACAGACCCAGAGUAUGGCAACUACGAGAUCAUCUCCAAGAGUACUGUCGCCCGUGGCAAUGUACAGGCGCCAGCCUCGUCUCCGGAUGACCCAAGAAAGACAGAGGAACAGAAGCAGCUCGAAGGCAAGGUCAAACCUUUCAGCGGAUCCCUCGAGGGAAUCCACAACAUGUACCACGUCUACCUUGGUGGGUUUGGAUCGGCAUCGGGUCAUAUUGGCUACGUACCGGUAGCGGCCUUUGAUCCCAUCUUUUGGUUCCACCACAAUAACAUCGAGCGCAUGUUCACCAUAUGGCAAGCUGUGCAUGCCGAUAAGGAGACGAACUGGUUCAACUAUGACCCACAGGAAGCCAAGGAGGCGCUGCGGCCAUUCCUUCGCCGUGAGAAACCUUCCGGAGGAGUCACCGACGAUGAUUUCUGGAGCUCGGAUGAUGUCAGGGACAGCAGGACUCUCGGCUACUACUUUGAAGACGCCGGCGAUGCAAACGGUAAUUUCCCCGGGCAAAAGGUCGCCGCCAAUUACGCUGCAAACUAUAAUUGGUCCAUCCCCACAGACCCUCACGAGGAUGUUGGAGAGCCCCCUGAGGCCAUGAAGCCAAUUACGAUGGAAGACAAGUCGUUCUUCAAGAACCAACCCGUGCAGGUACUACCUGCGCCCAUUCCUGAGAUCGGAUCAGUCCAGUCUUCCACAGCUCCAGCCUCAGCUCCCGCAUCUGAGCCAGCCUCUGCUCCUGCCUCGGUUCCAGAACCUGCUCCAGAACCUGCUGCAGCCUCAUUACCAGCUUCAAUUCCAGCUUCAGGUCAAGCAGCAGAGACCAAAUCUACUAACCAGGUCUUGUGGGAGUGGUACAUUGAUGAUCGUGUGGAAGCGAUGUCCUUGAAUGACAGCUUCACCGUCCCCUACUUUGUCCUCUCCAAGCCGUCGGCCACACUUGCGGGCUUGCGGGACCUGGCGGUAGCGCCGACGCUCGUGGGCGCGACGCACAUCUUCACGGCGCCAAAGGAGACCUGCGGCAACUGCGCAGCGAAAGCGCGCGACCGCACCGUGGUCCGCAACACCAUGAUCAUCACCUCGCAGCUCAUGGACUACGUCAAGGUCGGCGAGCUCGGCAGCCUGGACCCCGUGCACGUGGUGCCGUUCCUCACGGCGCGGCUUCGGUGGCGCGUCGUCACCGCGGGCGGCGUGCAGAUCGACCCCCGACGCCUGCGCAACGACGGGUCUCUCAAGAUUAGCAUCAGCUCUCGGCGAUCCACUGUCGGCGCGGACGCGUCGGAGGAGCCCUUGUAUGCAAACUACCCUCGCGUCGUGGCCGACAUUGUUGCAGCCGCGUCGGCGCAGGCUACCUUUGUACAGCAAACCUAA